AUGGCGCUCGCUCGUCCGCUGCCUCCGCUGUGGCAGACACUGCUGCCCGCCGUCAAUGGCCCCGUCCGACCCGUCCUGAACCUGCCGUUCCUGCAGCGCCUCGCGCAGCCAUUCCGGACAUUGCCCGCACCGCUCGCUGCCUUUGCGAUACCGGCCAUACAAUUCCCGUCCUUUCCGUCCCUGGGAGAUAUUUGGGAGGGCAUACUCAAGGCCGUGCCGAAGAAGAAGACGUCAUAUCGGAAGAAGCGACAACGGUUCAUGGCGGGCAAGGGACUCAAAGACAUUAUUGCACUGGGCAGAUGCUCCGCAUGUGGGCGCGUGAAGCGGAGCCACAUACUAUGUCCAUACUGCGUUGAUGCUAUCAGGACGAACUUCUUUGGCCAGCUCAACUGGGCAAUUCGCCGACCAACAACAAAGCAGUCCAAGCAAAUGAAACGAGAGCGUCGCGACACAGAGUUGCGAAAGCGGACGGUGGAACCAGAUCCAAGGCAGGAGAAAGCAGAGCAGAUCCUCAAGCACACCGGAUGGAAGGGUUGA
Messenger RNA from Parastagonospora nodorum SN15, 537 nucleotides. RefSeq lists its product as hypothetical. The record is from RefSeq and is a predicted model, not a curated record. NCBI's taxonomy places the organism in Eukaryota, Fungi, Ascomycota, Dothideomycetes, Pleosporales, Phaeosphaeriaceae. Gene Ontology annotation, biological process: translation. Gene Ontology annotation, molecular function: structural constituent of ribosome. The transcript is spliced from 2 exons. The coding region runs from base 1 to 537 and encodes 178 amino acids. Gene Ontology annotation, cellular component: mitochondrial large ribosomal subunit.